AGUGAUCGACGCGUGCUCACCGGGCUUGCAUGGCUGCGCGCAGGUACCGGGCGCUCGUGUUAAGGCCUUUUGCUCUCUCUGAGUAUUUAGGUACCGUAAAGGGCAGCCCAUGGGUGUUGUGUCUGCCGGGAGACCCCUGGAUGGCGGCAGGGGUUGGGUCAUAGUGCUCGCCUGCUUCCUGGCUCAGUUGCUGGCCUUCGGGUCUCCCCAGUCAGUGGGUGUGCUUUACCCUGAGUGGCUCAGCACCUACCAGGAGGGCAAGAGUAUGACAGCCUGGGUGGGGUCCAUAGUCUCAGGUGUGGCGCUCAUCACCAGUCCUCUCUGCAGCGUGUGCGUGGACAGCUUCGGCGCCAGGCCCGUGACCAUCUUCAGCGGCGUGAUGGUCGCCGGAGGACUGAUGCUGAGCGCUUUCGCCCCGAACGUCUCCUUCCUCAUCUUCUCCUACGGAAUCGUCGGUGGUAUGGGCUGCGGGCUGGUCUAUGCGGCGACGUUGACCAUCACAUGUCAGUACUUUGACAAGAGACGUGGUCUUGCUCUGGGCAUCGUUACUACAGGUACCAGUGCGGGCGGUUUUCUCUAUGCAACCUUACAGAAUGAGCUGAUUGAGCUGUUUGGAUUGGACGGUUGCCUGCUUAUCAUCGGAGCAGCAUCACUAAACCUGAUGGCAUGUGCCGGACCCAUGCGACCUUUGAACUUUCCAGGAUAUUACCUCAAACAGAAAGCCGCCCUGGCACACACAGACGAGCCUCUUUAUGACAAACCCUCCACUAUCAUCAUCGUCACCGGCGACGACCGAGACACCGGUCCUGCCCAUAAAACCCCCGGCACCGCAACAAAGGAGCUCCUGAUUGGCUCAGAGCCAGGAGCGGCAGAGUGGGGCACGCCGCAUUCCGCGCUGGUGCGCGCCAUCAAACGGCGGGCGCGCGCGCACGCCCGCUACGCGCGACAGGUGGGCGGCUACCUGGGGAACCGGCCCUUCGCCGCCCUCUGUGUUUGCAUCUUCCUCUUCAGCCUGGGCGCCUUCCCACCCGUCCUGUUCAUGGAGGACGUGGCGCAGAGCGCCGGCCUCGCCGAGCACGUCGCCGCUGUGCCGCUCGUCUCGGUGGUGGCCGCGGCGACGGGCGCAGGCAAGCUGGCGCUGGGCGCGCUGGCAGACGCGCGGCGCGUGAGCGGCCUGCACCUGUACGCGCUGACCGCGAUGGCCUCGGGCGCCGCCCUGCUGCUGGUGCCCGUCUCGCGGAGCUACGCAGGCCUGCAGGCGCUCUGCGCCGUGCUGGGCUUCUUCUCGGGCAACUGGUCCCUCACGCCCUACGUCACCACGCGCAUGGUGGGCGUGGAGCACCUCAGCCAGGCUCACGGCAUCCUCAUGUGCUUCGGAGGCUUCGGGAUCAUGCUGGGACCUCCCGUCGUAGGCUGGUUAUUUGACUGGACGCAGUCGUACGACCUGGCAUUCUACUUCAGCGGGUCCUGUGUGGUAGCGGGGGGCGCGCUGCUCUUCCUGGCUACCCUGCCUUGCUGGGGCCUGCCGGAGAGCGAGGGGAACACGCCUGCCGUCGAGUCCCCCUGUGACCCAGAACGAGAAAACCCCUCCGACAAAGUGGCUUCUGUGGCCUGAACCGCCUUGAUGUAGCCCUCAGCCUUACUGCUCCUGCGUGCUUUAAGCAUCGUACACAUUGACUUUUUUUUCACAGACCUUAGAAAACACGCACAAAGUUUGUCUGCAAUUUUAUUCUUUUCUUAUUCUAUAUAUUUUUAGUGAUGAUUAACUAUUUGCUGUAUUCUGAACUAAUAUAAUUAUUACCUCGUUUGUGGAGGUUUGUACGAAUCAGAUACAGUUUAUUAGGAGAGUGUAGAGUAGAUGUCUUUUAUUAUUAACAGAUUUUUGUAGGAUUCCUUCACUCAAAACGAUUGUACAUUUGGUCUGACCACACAUGGUGUGACAGUACAAAGCAUCCUGCAUUGGAGACCAUAAGGAAUGUAAUACAUCACAGACCCUCUGGGAAAUGGUGCCGUCUGCAUAGAAGACCCGUUCUGGUCAGAUCAGCCACAGCUCAGGUAGUGCCCUCCAGUAGGCUGCUCCGUGUAAUGCUCACUCUACCGUUUACAAAUGGUCAUCUUUGUUUUAUGAUGGGUUUGGGAAACCCAGAUCGGGACCCUGAUCGCUGUACUUCCUGAUCGAGACGCGCGUGACGUACCUUGCUUUUCCUGCUCAUCUUCUUUUAUUGCACCAGUGCUAAACCAAAGAGAGAGAGAGAG
Molecule: messenger RNA, 2256 nt
Organism: Electrophorus electricus (electric eel)
Lineage: Eukaryota; Metazoa; Chordata; Actinopteri; Gymnotiformes; Gymnotidae
Gene: slc16a9a
Product: solute carrier family 16 member 9a
Biological process (GO): transmembrane transport; monocarboxylic acid transport
Molecular function (GO): monocarboxylic acid transmembrane transporter activity
Source: RefSeq, a predicted model, not a curated record